CCCAGUGUCUUCGGGACAGACCCCUUAUCCAUUGUAGCCAUGACCAGAAUAAAGCAUUUCACUGAACAUGAAUGAAUGAAAAGGAAUGUAACUGUGAGUGGGGGGCACGAUGGCUGAGUGCUUAGCAUAUCUGCCUCACACCUCCGGGGUUGGAGGUUUGAAUCCUGCCUUGUCCCUGUGUGCGUCGAGUUUGCAUGUUCUCCCCGUGCUUCUGGCUACUCUGUUUUCCUCUCCCAGUCCAAACACAUGCGUUGUAGGCUGAUUAGCAUUUCCAAAUUGUCAGUAGUGUACGAUUGUCAUGGGUUAGCACCGUGCCCAUGGUGUCCCCUGCCUUGUACCCCUAGUUUCCUGGGAUAUGCUCCAGGGUUCCCACGACUCUGUGUUGUUGUUGUUGUGUUUUUUUUUUGUAUGGUUCGACGUUAAGUCACAUUUUAAAGUAAUUUAGACUUGAACAGAACGCAAAUGAUAAACCAGUCGCUAGGUAUGAGGUUAUUCUUUGGUCUAAAAGCUCUAAACAGAGAAGUUUGAAAUCCAGAAGCUAAUGCUACAGUAAGCUAUGGCACAAGAGGAGCACCACAGGCGGCGGGUUACGAUGGUGGUGAUGGUUUUGUUACUCAGCAGUCGGGUUUCUGAGGGUUUUCAGAUGGGAAACUAGCUUUCAGGGCUCUCAGGGAAAACUGGCGAUGCUGGAUGUAAUCAGUCGCGCUUGUAGCUGAUCACACUAGGCUUGAAGUGAGCUGCUUCAGGAAGGUGUUACUGUGGAGGAUUUCGCUUAUCUACUUGAACGGGCGUUUCUUUAACGUAGGGGAAGGGGGUUUGGUCUAUGUGUGUAGAGUGUGUUUAUUAUUUAUAUGACCAGCUAGUCUGCUGCAGUAGUAACACUGUGCUUGCAGUUUCCCUGUCUGCCUGUCUGUUACCUGUAAGUAUGUAGUACACGACGUUUCCGCGUCAUGUCCUGCUUAUUUUAAACACUGCUUAUGGAUUAGUGUAACUCGGGGACUGAUUGAGCAGCUGCGCUUUCGCCACUAGCACUCUGAGAGAAAAAAAAAUGCCGUCUUCGGAGGAAGGUUUAUCCGGAGGUGACGUGGUUACUGUAAAACAUGAGCUAAAAAACGCAAACCUGACGGGUCAUGUGGAACGUGUAGGCAUUGAGAAUUUCGAGCUGCUGAAGGUUCUGGGUACAGGAGCGUACGGAAAAGUGUUCUUGGUGCGCAAAGUGAGCGGACACGACUCAGACAAGCUGUACGCCAUGAAGGUGCUGAAAAAGGCCACCAUCGUGCAGAAGGCGAAGACAGCCGAGCACACGCGUACAGAGAGGCAGGUGCUGGAGCAUAUCAGACAGUCUCCGUUCCUUGUGACCCUGCACUAUGCCUUCCAGACAGACACCAAGCUUCACCUCAUUUUAGACUAUGUGAAUGGGGGAGAGCUCUUCACACACUUGGUGCAAAGGGUCCAUUUCAAAGAGCAAGAGGUCGCUUUGUACAGUGGAGAGAUCGUACUGGCACUGGAACACUUACAUCAGCUAGGGGUUGUCUACAGAGACCUAAAACUGGAGAACAUUCUUCUGGACUCAAUUGGUCACAUUGUCCUGACAGACUUUGGACUUAGCAAGGAAUUUGAUGAGCUAGAGAGGGCUUACUCGGUGUGUGGCACAAUUGAAUACAUGGCCCCUGAGAUUGUAGAAGGUGGAGAAUCUGGACAUGACAAGGCAGUGGACUGGUGGAGUCUUGGGGUACUGAUGUAUGAGCUCAUGACUGGUGGCUCUCCUUUCACUGUGGAUGGUGAUGAGAACUCCCACUCCGAUAUAGCUAAGAGAAUUCUGAAGAAGGAUCCUCCAUACCCCAAGGACAUGGGGCCCCUGGCCAAAGACAUUAUUCAGCGACUCCUCAUUAAGGACCCAAAGAAAAGGCUAGGCUCUGGGCUCUCAGGGGCUCAGGAUGUAAAGAGCCACCCUUUUUACCAGAAAAUAAACUGGGAGGAUCUGGCUGCCAAGAAAGUGCCAGCUCCCUUUAAGCCAGUCAUCCGGGAUGAACUAGACGUGAGUAACUUUGCGGAAGAGUUCACGGAGAUGGAUCCUACUUACUCCCCUGCCGCACUGCCUCAGAACUGCGACCGCAUUUUCCAGGGAUACUCCUUCAUAGCUCCCUCUAUCCUGUUCAAGAGGAAUGUGGUGAUGGAUGACCCAGUUCAGCUGUGCGGUGAAGUGGAGAGGCCUGUACCUGCUGCAGUUGCACGCAGUGCCAUGAUGAAGGACUCCCCUUUCUACGUGAACUAUGAGAUGGACCUGAAGGAGACAGCACUUGGGGAGGGAAGCUUCUCUAUCUGCAGGCAGUGCACACACAAGAAGAGUGGGCAGAAAUACGCAGUAAAGAUUGUCAGUAAAAGAAUGGAGGCACAGACGCAGAAAGAGAUAGCUGCUCUCAAGCUAUGUGAGGGACACCCCAACAUAGUCAAGCUUCAUGAGAUUUACCAUGAUCAGCUGCAUACGUAUUUGGUUCUAGAGCUGCUGCGUGGUGGAGAGCUCCUGGAGCGGAUCCGGAGGAAGCAGCACUUCAGUGAGACGGAGGCAAGCCGCAUCAUGCGGAGGCUGGUGUCCGCUGUGAGCCACAUGCACGACGUAGGUGUGGUGCAUCGGGACCUUAAACCAGAGAACCUGCUCUUCACUGAUGAAAGUGAGAGUUCAGAAAUAAAAAUAAUCGACUUUGGCUUUGCUCGGCUCAAGCCUCCUGACAACCAGCUUCUGAAGACACCCUGCUUCACCCUACAGUACGCCGCCCCUGAGAUCCUCAAAUACGGCGGUUAUGAUGAGUCUUGUGACCUCUGGAGUCUGGGGGUCAUACUGUACACCAUGCUAUCUGGCCAGGUGCCAUUUCAGUGUCAGGAGAAGGGCCUAACACACACGAGUGCAGAGGAGAUCAUGAAGAAGAUCAAACAAGGAGACUUCUCUUUCCAGGGCGAAGCUUGGAGGAAUGUGUCACAGCAGGCCAAGGAGCUCAUUCAAGAGCUCCUGACAGUAGACCCUAACAAGAGGAUAAAGAUGUGUGAGCUACGCUAUAACACGUGGCUGCAGGACGACAGCCAGCUCUCGUCCAACCCCCUCAUGACGCCUGACAUUCUGGGCCUGUCUACCGCCUCUGUAAACACCUGUGUUAAAGCCACCUUCAAUGCCUUCAACAAGUGUAAGCGGGAGGGUUUCCGACUGCAGACAGUGGAUAAGGCUCCUCUAGCCAAGCGCAGGAAGAUGAAAAAGACCAGCACAAGCACAGAGACACGCAGCAGCUCCAGUGAGAGCACCCACUCAUCCUCGUCUUCCUCCCAGUCUCAGGAGAAGACUCCUCUUCAGCUGUCUGUCAGCACGCCCCUCACACAGGGCCCUGAUGACGAUGAGCCCUCUCAGAGCGAACCACAGUCUGCUUUCAGCUUCUCAGAGUGAGCUGUCUCGUCCUCUCUGUGCGUGUUCCUCUACAUUAGCCGGGUCUCCCUUUAUCACAAAUGCAGAGCACGCAAGCAGGAGCGCCAGAGCCGAAAUCACCCGAGCCCUUCACUAGCAAUAGAUGUGUGGUGCAGGGUAGUACUGUGUGGGGGGUGUUUGAGAAAAAAGGCCUGAUCCCUUUAUGAUCCACUGAUUUCUGGACUGGUCCAGACUUAAUUCCGCACUCCUGAUCCAAGUGGCCAUGGAUCCGCAUCUGCUAUAUGUCACGUACACACAUAAGCUGAGUGUCACUCAGAGAAGCAUGACAUCAUACUCUAACUGGAACGAAUGCUCCAGUACCUGUGCUGUCUCACCCCUUUAGGCUAAAAAAAAAAUGGAAGAAAGGGAUAUUUUCUUUAUUCAAACAAAAAGAUAAGAUUUAUUAUUUAUGUGUUAAAUUAUUCUCAUGGCCCUAUGGUCAAGUCUGUUAUCUUUGGUGAAUGUCUUUGUAAAUUGAGUUGUUAAGCGUGUUGUCUCUGUCUAGAUUGGGUCAGAAGUAUGCGAUCCAGGACUUGUUUGAUUUUGUGCAGGCUUCUUCCGAUCUGAGUUUCAUGAUGAAGUAGCAGAGAUUUGUUUGCGUGUAUUCAGACAAAUCUUUUUUUUCUUUUUUCUUUUUUAAAAAAAAAGUUGUCAAGGAAGAACAUCUAACACAGUGUUCCAAAUUUAUUAUUUUAUGCAAGUAAAUGGGUUAUUUUGGGAGUAAAAAGGAUUAUUUUACUGUAUAUGUGAACGUAUAUGUUAAAAAUCUAACUAAGAUCCUAACACAUAGUGCUAAGAAACUGCAAUCAAACAAAUUCCAGUAGUGAUGGAUUUAUUCUGAGAGAGUUUUUAUCUGAUAGCCAGGUUAAAGCAGAUGUUUAUAUAAAAUGUUUUAUGCUCCACAUAUUUAACUAAAGAACAGAAUGAUGCUUCUGCAUCCCUAUAAAUAUAUUCUUUAUGUCCUAAUUUGUACGUAAUGACAAAUUAGUAAAAUAGAUUUCUAAGUAGUAAGCAGAACAAAAGGUAGCAGCAGGGAGUGUAUGCGUCAAGGUAUAUAGGCCCGGUUGCCUCAUAAUAUUAUGUCUUUGUACAGAUGGCCGAACAUUUCUCUGUACUUUCUGUGCUCGAUGUGGUGAAUUAGCCAAGUUUGGCAUUUCCGGUUAUAAUAGAUUUCAUUGUUGAAGGCACAUGAGCAUAUCAUGAGGUUAAAGGACCGUCCUUAUAAAAAUGCUCGAUAUAAUAGCAUUCUCUGUUGUACUAUUGGAAGACUUUCUACUGAUAAGACUCAACGUUGCAGUUGACCUGCUAUGCAAAAAUAGCUGCAUUUCAUUCUUUAGCAUGACUUUUGUGUAUAGGACCAUUAUGCAUUAUAAACAAGUGAGCAAAAAAAAAAACAAAACCAAAACAUCAUGCCUCUUUAAAGCCAACUAGCCUGUGUAUUAAACAGUCUCCUUCAGUAGGAGCUCACAUAUCCUUUACCUCUUUACCUUUACAUUGAAACAAGUGGUAACAUCCACAAACUGAAUCACUGAGGGCUUGUAUAGA
Messenger RNA from Ictalurus furcatus (blue catfish), 4996 nucleotides. RefSeq names its product ribosomal protein S6 kinase, polypeptide 5 (gene rps6ka5). Gene Ontology annotation, biological process: protein phosphorylation; intracellular signal transduction; regulation of DNA-templated transcription. The coding region runs from base 1049 to 3433 and encodes 794 amino acids. The transcript has 17 exons. The record is from RefSeq and is a predicted model, not a curated record. Lineage: Eukaryota; Metazoa; Chordata; Actinopteri; Siluriformes; Ictaluridae. Gene Ontology annotation, molecular function: magnesium ion binding; ATP binding; protein serine/threonine kinase activity.